Messenger RNA from Paramormyrops kingsleyae, 2471 nucleotides. It is a transcript of the gene meiosin, whose product is annotated as meiosis initiator. The record is from RefSeq and is a predicted model, not a curated record. NCBI's taxonomy places the organism in Eukaryota, Metazoa, Chordata, Actinopteri, Osteoglossiformes, Mormyridae.
CAGAUGUAUUGGUGGUACAUUGCUUUGGUGAUAAUGUAGUAGCAAUUCUGAACGAUAGAGAUAACAGUACAGAAGUGUCUUUGGCUAUGAAGGUUAGCUGCAUGGCAACGGUGACAGCCAAUGACGUGCCGCUUGGCCAGCGAGGCGUCCAGUCAGGCCGGGCCUGGCGCUCGCGGACAUUGAGCGCCCGUCCGCGCGCACUGUCUGUGACACGAGACGAGGCAAGUUAAGCGCUUUCAAGCGGCUCAGCUCAUCAGCCCCCUCUAGCGACAGAGAAAGGAUAUGGCGCCUAGGAGAUCCCGACGAGGAGACCGAAGGAAGGAAGAACGAGACCUUUGCGCCAGCCUGAAAGAGAUCGCUGCUAUGCUCCCCAUCAGUGGCACCAUGCUCACCAAAAAGGAAACACUGGCCCAUGUGCUGCGUUACCUGGACUUCCUCUGGAGCCACAUACAGAAGCUACAAGCUCACCUGCCGUCUCACUGCCUCCCCAAGGCUCAUGACAAAGUGUGUGGGGAUUCUGACUCAAGUGAGAGCAUCCUUUCAGAGACGAAUACAGAACCCUGUAGACCCCCUAACUCCCACCGAGCCCAGCUGAAGCACAGGCGUGGCAGGCCACACAAGCCCCCUCUCAACAUAGAGUUAUGGGCAGAUGUGCAAGACAAGCAAAGGAGACACUACAUGUUGGACACAUAUGAGAGCGUCAGUGAAGACGAUGAUGCCCCUGACAUCCAAUCAGUGAAGAAUGGAUGGAGUGAUUGCGCAGAGUGUCGAUCUGUUUAUCAAGAGACACAAGCAGUGCAGGACAGCGACUCUCUGCCGAGCUCUCUGGACUCAGGAGUCAGUCUCAGCCAGCUGGUAACACAGACGGUUCCACACAGAGGCCAGGGCCUGGAAAAAGAGGCUGAAAAACUUAUUUGUGACCACUGUGAAGCCCACACAGGCAGCGAAGAGGGCAGCUUCCUAGACUCUCAAUUGUCCGGGACUGAAGGAAUUCUCCUGAAGGACCACAUGCUGGGGUCAACCACCUCAGUGCAUAAGAAGCACCCCCCUACCAUAGGGUCUUCACUUGAAUGGACAUCCCCGUUGGCUCUGUUCCCAGUCUCUGACACCCAAGAGAGUCUGAAUCUCAGCCCCUCCCUCCUCAAUUCUCCUGCCCGGGGCGUCACCAGCCUCCUGCUGCCUGAAGGGCAAGAUUACUUGCAAGCGCUAUUUGAAGAUGUCUGGGUCAGCCCCAAAGCCAGCCCUGCCCAAGCUCCCAGCUCGCCGGAACGUUCCCUGGAUGAUCCGGUCCUCCAGCUGAGGAAUGGCGAGGAGCUGGAUUCUCAGAGGGACGACGAAGACUCAAACUGGAGCCCUACACAGCGGGGCCCUUCAUGGAAAAGAAGAUCCACCAUCAGUAGGCGGCCAGGCACCCACUCCAGGUUGAAAAAGAAAUGUGUCAACGGCUUCAUCAUGUUCUGUCGUGUCAACAGGAAGGUUUACUUGCGCUGCCAUCCUGGUACCCCGUCCACUGUGGUCACGAAGGAGCUGGCGAAUCUGUGGCACAUCAUGCCCAAGCAGGAGAGGCGUGUGUACAGCAUGAAGGCUCGCCGCUUCAGCUGCCAGCAGAACCGCAACGUGAAGCUGAAGGGUGAGGUGGAAGGGGAGGAAGAUGUCGUCCCAAGCCCCCUACACACACUGCUGGCUCACAGAGACUACUCUGCAGCCAGAGGAGUGCUCCAAGGGCACCCUCACAUGCUGAGCUGCACAGAGAACAUUUAACUCCCGCUCAGUGUGGAAUUACCCACAAUGCAGUGCCCGUGUAAACGCCAAUACUAAAAUGUGCUGCAGGUGAUGGAGCAAACUGUACUGAGCAGCAGAGAACUCUGUCCAUCAAGCAAUAAUCAUUUUAAACAGUAAAUAUUUUAAAUAAAAAAUGAAAAUAUUGCAGAUAAAAGCAGGUGGCACAUAUUUUAAAAACAAACUAAGUGACCAAUGCCUAGUGCACUAAAAGUACAUGUUUAACCUGUGAAUUUAGUCUGUCAAUCCACGUCUCUCUCUGCCUAAAUGGAAUUUGACUAAAUUCUUAAAACAUUAUUGGAAGAGAAAAGUGGAGGCACAUUUUUCGUGAGACUAAAACUAGGGUGAGUGUUGAGCUUAAGGAUUCUGUGGAGUUGUUUUAGAAUUAUUUGUUAAACUAAUUGAUAUUGUAAUUUAGGGUAGAAGCCAUAGCCCUGCAGUUUUGUGUCUAUGGUACUUCUUUGUAAAUUGUAUUCUUUGUAAAGCUUUAUUUUAUUGUGUUAUUUUUCAAGAAGCAAUGCUGCUCUACUCAGUGCCACUUGCUAGUUAUUUGUAAAUGUUCUCACUGAAAAACACAGUUUGGGAAGAUUCUGUGGAUUUGUCUAUUCUGCAUAAAACACAGUGGUUUAUGUGAUUUUAAUAGUAUCUGAAAUGUUACAAUUUUAUUCGAUAAAAGGUUUUGUUCAAAAAUA